This is a messenger RNA of Fulmarus glacialis (Northern fulmar), 2464 nucleotides long. Its product is annotated as collagen alpha-1(XXIV) chain-like. NCBI's taxonomy places the organism in Eukaryota, Metazoa, Chordata, Aves, Procellariiformes, Procellariidae. The transcript has 30 exons. The record is from RefSeq and is a predicted model, not a curated record. The annotation marks the transcript as partial. Gene Ontology annotation, molecular function: extracellular matrix structural constituent.
GGCCCAAGAGGUCUAGACGGUCCUCUAGGAGAACCAGGAACACAAGGCAUUAAGGGUUUGCUUGGGCCUCCCGGAACCACAGGAGACAGGGGACCAAUGGGAGAAACAGGUCCAAGAGGACAGCUGGGGGAUGCUGGCCUUAUUGGAGAAAUGGGUUUUGAGGGACCUCCUGGCCCUGAAGGAGAACCUGGCCUACAGGGAGAACCAGGUGCAAAGGGAGACACUGGACCUGCUGGGAAGGCUGGAGAACCAGGCAACCAAGGUCUAAGGGGUGAACCAGGACCUCCAGGAGAAGACGGUAUUCAAGGAAAAGAUGGCACAAAGGGAGACCCUGGAGAUCAGGGACUUCUUGGAGAAGCUGGUGAAAAAGGAGAGAUGGGGUUACCAGGAAUUGCUGGACCCCCUGGUGAACCUGGGGGGGAAAAGGGGCAGCUUGGCCCUCCUGGAGAAAUUGGACCUGCUGGUGACUCUGGCCAAUCUGGUGAAAUUGGUCCUAAAGGUGCAAGAGGAACUCGAGGUCCCUUGGGACAUGUAGGAGGAAUGGGACCUGAAGGAGAGUCAGGAAUUCCAGGUUAUGGGGGUCACCAGGGUCCUCCAGGACCCCCAGGGCCCCCAGGACUCAAAGGAGAAAAGGGUUACCCAGGUGAAGACAAUACAGUUCUUGGACCACCUGGGCCCAUAGGUGAACCAGGGCCUAGUGGUGAACGUGGAGAUAGAGGAGAACCUGGUCAUGAGGGCUACAAGGGUCAUAUAGGUCUUCCAGGGCUUAGAGGACCUAUUGGACAACAGGGGCCUCCAGGAGAGCCAGGUGAAUUGGGAGAGCAAGGACCAAAAGGAGAAAGAGGUUCGGAAGGACCCACAGGGAAGAAAGGAGCAACGGGUCAGGCAGGCAAACCUGGAAUUCGUGGAAAACCAGGCCCAGCAGGGCAGAAAGGAGCAGUUGGGUACACUGGACCAGAAGGCGUUCCUGGCAACCCUGGCAAGCCUGGGCUGUCAGGGAAGCCUGGCCCUAAGGGUAAUAAAGGAAACUCGGGCUUACCAGGUCUCGCAGGUUAUCCUGGAGCUCGAGGUCCCAAGGGAUUGCCAGGCAUGCCAGGGCCCAUAGGAGCACCCGGACUAAAGGGUGAGAAAGGGCUUCUGGGUCAUCCAGGAAAGCGAGGCAAAAGAGGCCUUCCAGGAUCACAAGGUGACCAAGGACGAGCAGGAGAUGCUGGACUGAAAGGACAAACUGGAGAAGAUGGAGAUCAAGGUUUGAUGGGGUUUCAAGGAUUCCCAGGUCCAAAAGGUCCUGCAGGGGACAUUGGCUUAGUUGGAAUUCUGGGCCCGAAAGGUCCAACAGGCCAAGUUGGAUAUAUUGGCCCUGUUGGUCAAGAAGGCCUAACAGGCCCAACUGGCAGGCCUGGUCCAAGAGGUGAAAAAGGCACAAGGGGUGAAACGGCACUGCCAUCUAUUCUUUUCCUUGUCAUUGUUCUUGCUAUUGUUUAUGUUACAGCAGCUCCUAGAGGCUUUGAGUAUAUAGAGAUUGAAGAAGAGAAUCUAACAGAAACACAAGGGCCUCAGGGACCUCAGGGCCAGCCAGGGCCACCUGGACGACCUGGACCACCAGGACCGAGAAAACAAGUGGACAUCCACGCCGCUGUUCAAGCUUUGAUUGAGUCAAAUGCCGCACUGCAGAUGGAGAAAUACCAGAAUACUGAAGUAACUUUACUAGAUCACAGUACAGAGAUAUUCAAAACGCUGCACUACCUUAGCAACUUACUGCACAGCAUCAAGAACCCUCUUGGCACACGGGGUAACCCAGCUCGCAUCUGCAGGGAUUUGCUUAACUGUGAACGUAAAGUGGCAGAUGGAAAAUACUGGAUUGACCCAAAUAUUGGAUGUCCUUCUGAUGCCAUUGAAGUUUUCUGCAACUUCACUGCAGGUGGUCAGACAUGCUUAACACCGCUGUCUGUGACAAAGCUGGAGUUCGGCGUUGGAAAAGUGCAGAUGAACUUCCUUCAUUUACUGAGCUCAGAAGCAACCCAUAGCAUCACAGUUCAUUGUCUGAACACGCCAAUGUGGAGAUUAAAUAAAGUAGGUGGCCAGAAAACAUCUGUUAGCUUCAAAGGAUGGAAUGGUCAAAUAUUUAAAGCAAAUACGCUACUUGAACCGAAGGUGCUUAUGGAUGAAUGCAUGACUGAAGAUGGCAGCUGGCAUAAGACACAGUUCUUUUUUCACACUCAGGACACUGAUCAGCUUCCAGUUGUUCAAGUUAAUGGACUUCCUCAUCUCAAACCAGGACAGCAGCACUUCAUAGAAAGUGGUUCAGUGUGCUUCCUUUAAGGUCUCUGUCCUGGGGUUUUUUUGCAUCAACAUGGAAUUGCUGCAUAGAUUGAAUGCAAAAGUAAUGAUCCAUUGCAGGCAAAAUUACUAGGAAACUGAAGAAUCGUUUUAAACAGUGUUGGUUAAAGAACCUCAGGAAGAA